CUGGGCGGCGGAGGAUCGUCCUCUGGAGCAGAUUGAGGCGGAGAGGGACGGGAGGCGCCCGCGCCCCUCCCGCCAGCCUCCUCCCGCCUUUUUGCAUUCUCCCUCCCUCCCUCCUUCUCCCUCUCCUGCGCUUCGUAGCCGCUGACGCUCCGCUUCCCGCCUAUUAAUCAUCCCUCAGAGCCGGCGCGCUGCAAUUAAUGCCAGUCGGACUCGCGGCGGCGCACGGCUCCCGCUCCUUGCCGGCGUUCUUGCUGUCGCCACUUCUGCCGCCGCCGCCGCCGCUCCUAUGCUGCCGGGCUGCGAGAGGAAGGAACCCAGUUGUGCCAGGAGGAUGCCGAGCGACGGGGUUGCUGCCGGGGCGCCCGCGCUGCUCUGAACUCAGGCGGACGGGGCGGAGGAUGGCCCCUGCGCCAGGGUCGCGGGCGCUGGAGGCAUGGACUCGUCGGCAGGCGGCAGGAACUCCUCGUCGGGCUCCCCCGGCCCCAACGGCACGGUGAGCGGCGGCGGCCCCGGCGGCGGCGAGUCGCAGGGCGGCAGCGCCAUCCUCAUCUCCUUCAUCUACUCGGUGGUGUGCCUGGUGGGGCUGUGCGGGAACUCCAUGGUCAUCUACGUGAUCCUGCGCUACGCCAAGAUGAAGACGGCCACCAACAUCUAUAUCCUCAACUUGGCCAUCGCGGACGAGCUGCUGAUGCUCAGCGUGCCCUUCCUGGUCACCUCCACGCUGCUGCACCACUGGCCCUUCGGCUCGCUGCUAUGCCGCCUGGUGCUCAGCGUGGACGCAGUCAACAUGUUCACCAGCAUCUACUGCCUGACGGUGCUCAGCGUGGACCGCUACAUCGCCGUGGUGCACCCCAUCAAGGCGUCGCGCUACCGCCGGCCCACCGUGGCCAAGAUGGUCAACCUGGCCGUCUGGGGGCUGGCCAUCGUCAUCAUCCUGCCCAUCAUCAUCUUCUCCAAGACGGAGACCAACACGGACGGCACGGUGGCCUGCAACAUGAUGAUGCCCGACCCCAAGCAGAAGUGGCUGGUGGUCUUCGUGGUCUACACCUUCCUCAUGGGGUUCCUGCUGCCCGUGGUGGCCAUCAGCCUCUGCUACAUCCUCAUCAUCGCCAAGAUGCGCAUGGUGGCGCUCAAGGCCGGCUGGCAGCAGCGCAAGCGCUCCGAGAGGAAGAUCACCCUCAUGGUCAUGAUGGUGGUCAUGGUCUUCGUCAUCUGCUGGAUGCCUUUCUACGUCGUGCAGCUGGUCAACCUCUUCGUGGAGCCCGACGACGCCACCAUCAGCCAGCUCUCGGUCAUCCUGGGCUACGCCAACAGCUGCGCCAACCCCAUCCUCUACGGCUUCCUCUCGGACAACUUCAAGAGGUCCUUCCAGAGGCUGCUGUGCCUCAGCUGGAUGGACACUGCCACCGAGGAGCCCGUCGACUACUACGCCACCGCCCUCAAGAGCAGGGCCUACAGCGUGGAGGACUUUCCCCCCGACAACUUCGGCGAAGCGGGCAGCACGUACAGAAACGGGACUUGCACCUCCAGGAUUACGACCCUCUGAGGACAGAGCUUGCCAGGCUCCCCAUGGCAAGGAGAGAAGCCAAAGCAGGGCACGGGGGCAGAGUCAGGCAGGGGAGAGAAGGGCAUUGCCGCCGGGAAGGAGAGCAGCAGCAGCAGGCUGGCCCAUGAACAGGGGGCAAUGUGCGGCUCCCCCCGCCCCGUUCUGCCCCGCUGCUGGUGGCUAGUCGGACCCUCCGCAUCCCUUCCGUCGUACUUGCAGCUGCUUCGGACAACCUGGCUAAUCGGCCCACAGGUCUCUCAGGAGGCUGGGCCAGCGAGUGUGUCUAGUUGGUGUGGGGUCUUCUGCUAAAUUGUUCUCCUGAGCGGAUUCUUUGGCCCGUGUCUUGCUUCUCUGGUGCCCUAUCAAGCUGAGGUCUGUUGGGCUGAGGUCUGCGUGUUCAGGGACCCUGUGCCAAAGCCCUGGGCCCUGUUCGUGGCGCCUGCCUGCCUUCCUUCCUAGAAACUAAAUCAGGACCUAGGUUGUCAUUUCUUUCAAGCAGCGCUUGCUUUCUAGAGGGGCCAAGGCUCAGAGACGCCCCCUAGUUUAGCCCCACCCCAUAUUCACAGAUAUAUGGAUACUGCCUUUCUUAAUGCACAGGUUGGAAAACACUCUGGACAUGUUCAGAGGUGCUCCUCCUCUUUAUUAGUCACAUGGGCUGAGCAGGGGCGUUUAAAACAAGGCUCCAGGGCUGAGCCCCGACCAGCCUUGAUUGAAACUGAGCCCUGGUUUCAUAUCCUUACACAUCUCAGCCUUGGUAAAGGAAGCGCUCCUGUGUGGCCAGAAUCCUUUCUUUCCCUUCUCCCCAACCGCAGGGGACGAGGAUUUUGGCGGGGCGGGGGGUGUUUCACAGGCAAAUAACCCCUGGGACAGCAGAAAACCUAGAUCCAUCUCGAAGCAACCCCACUGGAAGCUAAACAUUGGAUAACUUUGAUCGAAAACGCCCUUCUUUUCUUUUUUCUCUUCUCUUUUCCACUACGAAUAUCUGAAUGGCAUUCAGUAGCCUAGCGCUCAAGGGGAAAUGGCAGUCCAUUUGGAAAGGGAAAGGAAACUGGGCUGCCAGAAAACGAGGCGAUUAUUUCAUUAUCUCGCAGCAACAGCAGGCGGCUGAUAAGAGCGAGAUAAAUAGUCUCCCCUCGCCAGCCACCCCCAGCCAUGUUUCCUCCCCGGCGACUGUCAAGAGCCGAAUACUGGGCUCCCAGGGAUGUUUGAUCUGGGAAACGUUUCGCUCUGUGGGUACAUAUCAUUAAGGUGUGCAAAUAAAGCGGUUAAAGAGCUGCACGCAAGGUUAUUGUCCUGGGCUGUGCGACGCUUGGCGUGAACGAUUCCGGGGAGGGGGAAAGCGGAGUUGCCACUGUAAGGAGAAAGGAACAAGCGAGCCCGGCAAAAACGGGAGAGUUUAUCUCAAAGUCUCAUGAAGAAUCCAACAUUACUUUGGCUACGAUCCGCAAAGUACUGGCUGGUAGUUGCUCUGGAGACAUAUAACUGAUGUUGACUUUUAGAGGCAUUUCCCCUGUUAAGUGAUUUGGGGAGUAGAGCCAAAAAGGCACAUGCAGUUAUUCAGUAGCAGUUUUGGGUAAGCCAUUAACAUAUAAGAAUAUAAUUGCCUUGCCAAAUCAGCCUAAGAGUUUGCCUAGUCCAGCACUCUAGUUCCAGCACUGGCCAGCCAUAUAGCACAGGAAGCUCAGGGGCAGAAUCUGAUGUAAUAAACUAUAGCUACGCCAUCCUUUUUGGCCCCAACAUUCAGCUGUCAUCAGAGGGACACCAUCUAUCUGUAAGCUCUGGACAGCUCUAGACAGAGUAUGUAAUUGCAGCAGGAAACAUGCCAGUGUUUUCUUCAGCUAGCAUAAUAGGUAGAGCUGCCAAUGGAAGUUCCCUUGGGCUUGCCGUGGGUAUAGCAGUAUCCUUCCUAUUAUCAAGAUGCAUCUUUCCUUCAGGAGGGGCUAAAGGGAAGUUGAAGAACAGGAGAACUGCCAAGCAGAGUCAAACUGCCCCAUCUGACCAAAUAUCCUGUCUCUGAAGUAGCCAGGCUCAGAUCCUACCAUAUAUAAAUGGUACAAGAACAAGGUGCUGGGGUGGGGAGAGAUCCAGCCCAUCUUUUUCAUUCCCAAGCCACAGGAACUUGGGGAAACUUUUGCAUUAUUUUUGCAUUAUUAUCCCUCUUCAUUAUUACAUUUUUAAUACACUGUCCAAGUGCUUCUCUAUGUGUUGGAUUUCUAAGGAUCUUGGUUUUAAAUGUGAGCCCAGUUAGUUCUCUCUCUCUCUCUUUCAUUUUUUAAAACUCAAUAUGUUGUUAUUUCUGUGCUGUUCAAACUAUUCUCUUUGAAACUAUUCUUUUUGAAACAGCUCUUGCUGUGUAUUGAUACUUUGUGGUUAUUCAAGGUUGAGUAACAAAUGUUCAGUAAUAAUUUAGAGGAUGUAUUUGUUGAAGCCACUUCCUUUGAGAAGGAAAACAAAAGAGAACAGUCUUUGGGAAGGAAUCCCUUUGUUCCUUACAUUUCUGUUUCCCUUCUUUUUAUUAUUCUUAUACAUGUUAGGAUUGAGAAAAUGUUUGGAAAUAAGCAACUUAACUGUUUUAUGAAUGACAAUAGCAAAAUAUUAUUUUCUGUUUUACAAUAAUCACAGGUAUAUCCUCUGAUAACAUACUUUUACCUUCCUCUUAGUUUUAACCUGCUUCCUUUGUACUGAAUGAAUGUCCGCUGGUUGUGACUACACUCCAGCCACAUGCUCCAAAUAUUUUCUAUUAAAUGUAAUUUUCAAAUUAUCAGGAGCAUGUACAGAGAGAGAGAGAGAGAGAGAGAUUGAGAACAGGGAUGAAAAUGAAGACAUGACAUUGCUCAAAAUUGUUCGCCUAUGACAUAAAGGAUACUUUGAUAUAAAUGGUUAGAGGACUGUAACCACAGUUGCCUGGUGCCCCUUUAAAACAGUAACAUGUUUUAUCGCAUACCUUAAUGCUGUUAAAUUAUACAUUUCAGAUGUAAAGCGAAAAUGAGUGGGAGGUAAUGUAGUUUAGCACUGCUGCUUGCCCACUUGUUCUUUUAAUUUAAAAGUAAUACCAUAAAAGUUAAGAAGACAUUUAAGAUAUCAACCUUUACUGGAGUAUAAUGAUACAUCAGCUUAUUGCUAUUUUUAUUUAUUAUUUAUAUUGUGCCAUCAGUGUACACAGGGGUGUGUGUGUGUGGUGUGUGUGUGUGUGUGUGUGUAGCAAAACUGGACAAGUCUUUGCCUUCAGGAGCUUAAGGGCAUGAUCCAGCCAAAGUUAAAUGUUUUUAAGGCACAUAGACUCAUGAAAGAUUUGCGUCCAAUCUUACCAUUUUUAUUUGGCAGUAAAUCCCAUGUUGUUCAAUGGUGCUUAUUCCCAUCGAAGAGUCAUAGGAUUGCAGCUUAAGCACAUGAUUAACACUCCCAUUGAAAUCUCUGGGACUUAAAGCACUUAAUUUUGGCUGGAUACUACCCUCCAUUUUGUCAGUAGGUAAGAUAAGAAAAAGGGAAAGGGGAAGAGUGAAAGGAAAAGGCAAGGGAAGAAUGUGAGCAAGUGUAGUUACAUGAAAUUAGACUUGCUUUCACUUGGGGAUGUGAUGGACCUCAUUUGGACAAAACCCCAGGCCAUUUCAUACAACUAUCACACCAAAGGUGUGUGUGUGGGGAUGCUGCAAAACAUCUGGUAAUAAUGUCAAUCCAUAUCCUAUGGAAUUAAGACAGAGAAUUUCCAUUCUUAAGAGACAGGAUAGAUCCUUUCAUUACUGAAACCACCAACAUGAAGAUAUUGCAUCAUGCUUAAAGCUUUUGAUCUGUAUUUCGGUCCCUUCACAGUUUUGUGGAUCAUUCAUUUGAAUUUUUUUCUUUGAUAUUAACCUGUUUGCUAACGGUACUGUCACUCUCAGAGCUUAUAGAAGUAACUCCCCUUUCAGAGUCUUUACUAACAUGCUACUGAAAUGAAAUGAAUCAUCAAGAUGUUUAGAACAGACAAAAACCUCAUUGUACCAUUUUUAUUUUAUUUUAUGUUUACAUUUUUAGAACUGCAUUUCAAAUCUGGAUCACUUUUCUUAAGGGUAUUGAUCUAGUGCUCUUAUGCUGUCAUUUCCCCUCAGCAAUACUGUAAUUCAGUGUUAGCUUAAUAAACAGAUAUAUUAAACACUC
This is a messenger RNA of Hemicordylus capensis (graceful crag lizard), 5683 nucleotides long. It is a transcript of the gene SSTR1, whose product is annotated as somatostatin receptor 1. The record is from RefSeq and is a predicted model, not a curated record. NCBI's taxonomy places the organism in Eukaryota, Metazoa, Chordata, Lepidosauria, Squamata, Cordylidae. The transcript has a single exon. Gene Ontology annotation, cellular component: membrane; neuron projection. Gene Ontology annotation, molecular function: somatostatin receptor activity; neuropeptide binding. Gene Ontology annotation, biological process: cellular response to estradiol stimulus; neuropeptide signaling pathway. The coding region runs from base 434 to 1546 and encodes 370 amino acids.